AUGAAAAAAUCAUCAAACAAGAUUGAUACUAAUAGCAAUGAUGACUAUGAAGUUGAGAAACAAAAAUUAUUGUAUAAACUUGAUCUACAUCUACUUCCAACUCUUUCCAUUCUUUACUUGCUGUCGUAUCUCAAUGGAACAAAUAUUACAAAUGCAAAAUUAUUUGGUCUUGAACAUGAUAUUCACCUCACUUCAGAACAAUAUCAAUGGUGUUUAUCAAUCUAUUUUCUUGGUUUUGUAAUUUUUCAAAUACCAUCAAAUAUUGUUCUUCGUCGAUAUCAACCAUCUAGUUGGAUUUCUCUAAUCGCUUUUCUAUGGGUACUUAAAAAAAAUUCAUUUACCGACAAAAGUUCAUCAUAUUAUAAUCAUGCUUUCACAGGUUUAGCAGCAGUAGGUAUGGCAACUGUAGAUAGUUUCGAAACUCUACUACUAGCUCGAUUUUUACUUGGGAUUUUUCAAUGUGGCUUUUUUCCUGGAUUUAUCUACUACAUAUCAUUAUGGUAUCAAAGAAAAGAACAAGCUAUUCGACUUGGAUUCUUUUGGUCAUUUUCAGCACUUGCAGGAGCUUUUGGUGGUUUAUUUGCAUAUGCUAUUGCUCAAAUUAAAUUACCGAAACUAGCUGAAUGGCAACUUAUCUUUAUUAUUGAAGGUAUUCCAACAAUUAUUGUUGCAAUUCUCUGUUGGUUUUAUCUGCCUGAUUCACCAGAACAAGCAAGAUUUCUGACUGAUAAACAACGUCAAUUAGAAAUUGAUCGUCUUAUAGAAGAUGCUGGUGCAUCUCAUCAUGAUUCAUUUUCGUGGUCACAAGUUCUAUCUGUUUUUACUGAUUGGAAAACCUAUAUUUAUGCUAUGAUAUACAUAUGUGGAACUACUUCUUUGCAAUGUAUAACUCUUAUUUUACCUACACUAAUAUAUGAAAUGGGUCAAUGGACAUCAAUGGAAACACAAUUAAUGACGAUUCCACCCUAUUUUGUUGCAUUUAUAUUUAUAUUACUUGUUUCAUACAGUUCAGAUUAUUUUGUUGAGCGAUCUUAUCAUCUUGUUUUUACAAAUCUAUUAACAAUAUAUGGUCUCCUUUUAUUGAUGUUUAUUGAUCAACAACAUGUUUACAUUCUUUAUGCGGGUGUUAUUCUUGUUACAUCGGGCUUAUAUUCAAAUGUUAGUAUAAGAGUAGCUUGGAUUAAUAAUAAUUUUGCUUCAUUAACUCGACGUGCAGUUGCAUCAGCAUUCAUCAUUUCAAUAGCUGCUAUUGGCGGUUUGGUAGCAGGACAAAUAUAUCAAGCACAACAAAAACCACGAUAUUUUAUUGGUAAUACUAUUGCACUUAUCUUUAUUGUUUUACAAACAAUAUUAGUCAUUAUUCUUCGUCUGAUGUUUCUAUAUAUUAAUCGUCAACGAUCUCAAAUGAAUACUGAACAAAUUAAUCAGCAGAUUAAACGAUAUGGAGGAAAUGAAUUAGUUGGAGAUCGUCAUCCAGAAUUUCGUUAUACAUUGUAA
Messenger RNA from Rotaria sp. Silwood1, 1497 nucleotides. The record is from the annotation of a GenBank genome assembly. Lineage: Eukaryota; Metazoa; Rotifera; Eurotatoria; Philodinida; Philodinidae.